AAGGGGGCGCCGCGAUGGGCCAAGGGGACGAGAGCGAGCGCAUCGUGAUCAACGUGGGUGGCACGCGCCACCAGACGUACCGCUCCACGCUGCGCACGCUGCCCGGCACGCGGCUGGCCUGGCUGGCCGAGCCGGACGCCCACAGCCACUUCGACUAUGACCCGCGCGCCGACGAGUUCUUCUUCGACCGCCACCCGGGCGUGUUCGCGCACAUCCUGAACUACUACCGCACCGGCAAGCUGCACUGCCCGGCCGACGUGUGCGGGCCGCUCUACGAGGAGGAGCUGGCCUUCUGGGGCAUCGACGAGACGGACGUGGAGCCCUGCUGCUGGAUGACCUACCGCCAGCACCGCGACGCCGAGGAGGCGCUGGACAGCUUCGGCGGCGCGCCCCUGGACAACAGCGCCGACGACGCGGACGCCGACGGCCCCGGCGACUCGGGCGACGGCGAGGACGAGCUGGAGAUGACCAAGAGGCUGGCGCUCAGCGACUCCCCGGACGGCCGGCCCGGCGGCUUCUGGCGCCGCUGGCAGCCGCGCGUCUGGGCGCUGUUCGAGGACCCCUACUCGUCCCGCUACGCGCGGUAUGUGGCCUUCGCCUCCCUCUUCUUCAUCCUGGUCUCCAUCACCACCUUCUGUCUGGAGACCCACGAGCGCUUCAACCCCAUCGUGAACAAGACAGAAAUCGAGAAUGUUCGAAACGGCACACAAGUGCGCUACUACCGGGAAGCAGAGACCGAGGCCUUCCUCACCUACAUCGAGGGCGUGUGCGUGGUCUGGUUCACCUUCGAGUUCCUCAUGCGCGUUGUCUUCUGUCCCAACAAGGUGGAGUUCAUCAAGAACUCGCUCAACAUCAUUGACUUUGUGGCCAUCCUCCCCUUCUACCUGGAGGUGGGCCUCAGCGGCCUGUCCUCUAAGGCCGCCAAGGAUGUCCUGGGCUUCCUGCGUGUCGUCCGCUUCGUGCGAAUCCUGCGCAUCUUCAAGCUGACCCGCCACUUCGUGGGCCUGCGUGUCCUGGGCCACACGCUCCGCGCCAGCACCAACGAGUUCCUGCUGCUUAUCAUUUUCCUGGCCCUGGGCGUGCUCAUCUUUGCCACCAUGAUCUACUACGCUGAGAGAAUAGGGGCGCAGCCCAAUGACCCCAGCGCCAGUGAGCACACACACUUUAAAAAUAUUCCCAUCGGCUUCUGGUGGGCUGUGGUCACCAUGACGACACUGGGCUAUGGAGACAUGUAUCCUCAGACGUGGUCUGGCAUGUUGGUGGGAGCACUGUGUGCCCUGGCGGGAGUGCUGACCAUUGCCAUGCCGGUGCCUGUCAUCGUGAACAAUUUUGGGAUGUACUACUCUCUAGCCAUGGCUAAGCAGAAACUACCAAAGAAAAAAAAGAAGCAUAUUCCACGGCCGCCACAGCUGGGAUCCCCCAAUUACUGUAAAUCUGUCGUAAACUCUCCUCACCACAGUACUCAGAGCGACACAUGUCCGCUGGCACAGGAAGAAAUUUUAGAAAUUAACAGAGCAGAUUCCAAACUGAAUGGGGAGGUGGCGAAGGCCGCGCUGGCGAACGAAGACUGCCCCCACAUAGACCAGGCCCUCACUCCCGAGGAGGGCCUGCCCUUUACCCGCUCGGGCACCCGCGAGAGAUACGGACCCUGCUUCCUCUUAUCCACCGGGGAGUACGCGUGCCCGCCUGGUGGAGGAAUGAGAAAGGAUCUUUGCAAAGAAAGCCCUGUCAUUGCUAAGUAUAUGCCGACAGAGGCUGUGAGAGUGACUUGACCCUGCGGCUUGGCCGAGGACACUGGUGGCUAUUAAGCAUCUGGGUGGACCUGCAGCCCCUCCUCACCCUCGGACAGAGUAAAUUCACGCCAUGCAGGUUUGCCGGACGAGUCCGAGUGGCCCAGGCAUUGCACUAAGACGGACGUAGCUUUUUCUACGGCCAAUGGGAACAGGCCGCAGAGGAUUGCCCUUCUUUCUUUUCAUUUUUUUUAGAAGUUACCUUUUAUUUGGGGGGUGAAGGGGAGCCUUAGCAUGACUUGCAUGAAGUUAAACAGAAAACCCAGCUAACCCAAACCCACCAGCCCCCCGCUGUGACUGUCUGAUUACCCUAACCACCACCAAGAAUGGAGAGAAAAGCAAGAAUCCUUUAUUUUCUUCCAGCGCUCUUAAUUUUGACACAUGGUGUCAGAGCCAAACUGUAAUGGCACUCAGUAUAUUUCCAGGAGGGGGGGUGGGGGAAGGGAAGAAGGCCGGGGCCGGGGAAUGAGUCGCUUUUUGUACACAAGACCCAGAGGAAAGGUUUCAAAAGGCAGGCAGUCAGUCAUCGGUCAUAUUGACCUCACCUUCGUAGCUCAUCUCUUACGCGGAAAACUGAGAACUUUGCUCCAAGUAGGAUCGUGGAAACUCACACUGCCACCUCUUCCAUCUCUGUAUGGCAUGCUUGCGACCCAGCGGACGACUCCCCAAGACCCCAACAGCGGCUAGUUUAGGUUGAUUCUCUCAUCUCGGUGUGUAGAACCAAUGUGACCAAGUUUCAUAACGAAUUGUUCAUAGCUACACCUAUGGAUUUUUCCAAUGUCAUUAUAAAGCCAGGAUGUAGCGUACCUCCAGUUCAGGACCACCAGAGGGGGCCUCCCCUCCACCCUCAUUAAGGCACAACCUGGCAUUGUAUGCAAUUUAGUACUUCAGAGUUUAAAAAAAACAAACUGCAUGCCCAAUGUUAUGCAAAGAGAUCCGAGCAUGAAAUAAAUUUUGUAACAUGGUUUCUGUCUAGUCUAAAGCAGAUUUGUUUUUCUGAAGCAAUCGGAGGUUUGCAGAGACACGCUCCUGCAUCUCGAAUAAAUAUAGUAUUUUCCCAACAGAAACAGAGGACAGUAGCUUGGCUUUGGUCUGAUUCUAAAAUUAGUGUGUGUGUGGGGAAGGAUGAUAUUUUUGAAAAACACAUGCUUGAGUUGAAAAAAAAAAUUGCAACAUCUCGAGCUUUCACUGCAACAUUUCCUGGAAAGACAGCAACCUCCCCUCACUGGGCCCUGGCCCUGGAAAUAAAGAGCUGACUUUUGAUCUGAAGAA
Meriones unguiculatus (Mongolian gerbil) is the source of this 3062-nucleotide messenger RNA. RefSeq names its product potassium voltage-gated channel subfamily C member 1 (gene Kcnc1). Gene Ontology annotation, molecular function: delayed rectifier potassium channel activity; protein binding. Gene Ontology annotation, cellular component: dendrite membrane; neuronal cell body membrane; axon. The transcript is spliced from 4 exons. The record is from RefSeq and is a predicted model, not a curated record. The coding region runs from base 15 to 1772 and encodes 585 amino acids. Gene Ontology annotation, biological process: protein homooligomerization; potassium ion transmembrane transport. Lineage: Eukaryota; Metazoa; Chordata; Mammalia; Rodentia; Muridae.